Siniperca chuatsi (mandarin fish) is the source of this 1020-nucleotide messenger RNA. RefSeq names its product dynein, light chain, roadblock-type 1 (gene dynlrb1). Gene Ontology annotation, biological process: microtubule-based movement. Gene Ontology annotation, cellular component: centrosome; cytoplasm; cytoplasmic dynein complex. The coding region runs from base 156 to 446 and encodes 96 amino acids. NCBI's taxonomy places the organism in Eukaryota, Metazoa, Chordata, Actinopteri, Centrarchiformes, Sinipercidae. The transcript has 4 exons. The record is from RefSeq and is a predicted model, not a curated record. Gene Ontology annotation, molecular function: dynein intermediate chain binding.
CCACGUCUCCCACUCUUUCCCUGGACCGCGAACGCAGCAGCUGACCCGGAAGUUUACCUCACUCGUCUUCUCCCAGCAACAAAAACAGAGCUGUUAGCUGUUAUUUUAGCUCGGAGACACAUUUCUGACACAGAUUUUCUCCUCACAUAAUCACAAUGGCUGAAGUAGAGGAAACUCUGAAGCGAAUCCAGGGCCAGAAGGGCGUGCAGGGGAUCAUCAUUGUCAACUCAGAAGGAAUCCCCAUCAAGACGACUCUGGACAACGCCAGCACAGUGCAGUACGCAGGACUGAUCCACCAGCUGGUGAUGAAGGCCAGGAGCACCGUCCGAGACAUCGACCCCCUGAACGACCUCACCUUUCUCCGUGUGCGCUCCAAGAAGAACGAGAUCAUGAUCGCUCCAGAUAAGGACUAUUUCCUGAUCGUCAUCCAGAACCCAUCAGACUGAAAAAGAAGGACGUACUGCCCGACUCAUUACUCUCUCAUGUUUAAAAAACAGCCAAACGUUUUUCUUUGUCUUGCUAAAUGAAAAGAGCCUGUUUACCAGAAGCUUUUUAUGCACUCGCUGUACCAGGAAGUAACGUCAGAAUUUGAAGGUGGAUAAAAUUGAAUCUUUGACAAGCUGUGUGGACCUUAUGACAGUCAAUCACUCUGUAGGCAAAUUUCUUUUUCCAUGUUUUAGCAUUCCAGUUCGGCCUCGUCUCGAUGCAUACUGUUUAUGUCGCUGUGUUUAUUUCUUAGGUAUUUCAGCACAUGGUAAAAUCCCUCUGGCAGAAGUAGGAAACUUCAGACUGGACCAGUGCAUACAUGUCUGCAAAGUGUACAAGAGAGCGAGAGACCGCAACACAUCUUUGAGUUUGAGGAUGUUUUUUCAGAUUGUUGUUAUUUAUUUUGUUGGCAAAAUAUGUUGAAGUACAGUAUUUCACUGGUGAGCAGCGAAACUACACUACAAACACUUCUCUGCUCUUGCCAUGUCAAGUUUCUGAUGUUAUUUUUAACGAAUUAAGAAAUUUUAAAAAGUC